GCCACAGGAAGCGUAAUAUGACAACGUAAAUUAUUUUAGUUUACUAUUUUCCAAUAUUUAUUGGAGUUAAAAUACCUAACUGUGUUAAAAUACCUAAAUACCUAACUGUGCUUCGAUAAAUUAUAGAAAGACAAAUUUGAGAAAUACACCAUCACACAGAUUGUCGUUUAAUUAUAUUCAAAGAGAGUUAAUAACAUAUACAAUGAAAAAAUUAAAUGCUGCUGUUUAACUUGGGAUAGUCAUCUGGUGAAAGCGCUGAAGAAAAACUUUUCAAAGAUUAAACGAGAAGAGUGGAAUAAUUUGCUGUGAUUGAAAAGCAAAACCAAAAUAUUAUGAGAUCGAUGCAUUUUGUAAUAUCAAGACAUCUAACAAACAACUAAACGGAUUGCUGUAUGUUCCGUUACACCUACAGAUUUUUACAAGACUGGUUUAUCAAUUUAAUUGUAACACGAGUAGUUUAAUGCCAGACAUAAAAGAUGAACUUAUUGAGAAUGAGCUUUAUAGGCUUUAUUAUACCCGUUCUAACCUUAGUUAGUGUCAUAAGCAGUGAAGAGGUUGCAGAAGAACUUGCAGCACAAACAGUAUCUGAGGAUGCCUUCAAUCAAGAAGAAAAUAAUGAGAUUCAUAUAGAAGAAAAGAAUGAGUCUGUGGAAAUAAACGCUGAUGUCACAGUAAACGUCACCGAUACUGUCUCGACUAAUACUACCAAAGUUAAUUGCUCAUCAGAGAAGAUCUACGGCCCUGUUGAGAUUGUCAAUGCAACAAGACUCAUGGAGCUAUUAAUCUUGGAGCCUGGUCCAUCAAAUCGCUCUAGAAAUGACAAAGAUGGUAAACAAUUACCAGGGACAUGCGUUCUCGUGUUAUUUUAUGCCAGGUGGUGUGUAUUCAGCAGUCAAGCUGCACCACAUUUUAACGCGAUACCUCGUUCAUUUCCUCAUAUUAAAGCCGUGGCGAUUGAUGCUAUAAAACAUCAAAGUUUCAAUGCCCAGUAUGGGAUAGUCGGGGUGCCAACAUUGAUGCUGGUCCAUAACGGCAAGCCUGUCGCCAAAUUCAACGACACGAUUUACACUUUGGAGUCGUUUGCCAAGUUCGUAUCCCAUCUAACAAAUUUGCAGCCGAAUGGCUCAUUAUAUGUUACGUCGGCGGAUUUUACGGGGCCGGUUUCGAGCACGCCUUCCAACGAGAUGGACUACUGCCUGGUGUUAUCGUGGAUCUUUAUAGUUGCUUGCGUGCUGUACUUCACAUCGCGCAGUAGGUGGUGGCAACGAUUUGUUGAACUCAUUGAGAACACCUGGCUCGAAAGUAAUGCGGAGCAUGAACACGUCGAUUGACUGAGGAGACUUUUGGCCUCUUGAAGUCCCCUC
This is a messenger RNA of Mycetomoellerius zeteki, 1364 nucleotides long. It is a transcript of the gene bug, whose product is annotated as thioredoxin domain-containing protein bug. Gene Ontology annotation, cellular component: cilium. The record is from RefSeq and is a predicted model, not a curated record. Gene Ontology annotation, biological process: cilium assembly. Bases 477 to 1331 code for a protein of 284 amino acids. Lineage: Eukaryota; Metazoa; Arthropoda; Insecta; Hymenoptera; Formicidae. The transcript is spliced from 6 exons.